Messenger RNA from Exaiptasia diaphana, 983 nucleotides. RefSeq lists its product as uncharacterized. The transcript is spliced from 6 exons. The coding region runs from base 119 to 865 and encodes 248 amino acids. Lineage: Eukaryota; Metazoa; Cnidaria; Anthozoa; Actiniaria; Aiptasiidae. The record is from RefSeq and is a predicted model, not a curated record.
UUUAAACAUUCACCUUAAAUGCAGCAGAAGAUCCAAAACACACAAAGAUGACAUCGAAACUGGAAAAGCUAACGAAAAACACAGUUCAAGACGAAAURCUGAUAAUAACAUUGUGUCCAUGACACAUACAGAAUUGCAGCAAUAUCACGAUCUUUCUGAUCGAAAACACAUCAUCAAGCAGGUUACGUCCGAAGCUGAGUACAGCGACCUAAGCCAUGGCAUCGUUUAUGCUGUGAAUAUUAUUAUGGAUGAUGGAGAAAAGACCAAAGAACACAGGCGGUCAACUGAGAAGAGAGCUGUUAUUAGACGACAUUCCUCUUCAGUUCUUAGAAGCCAUUCUCUACUUGAAGAUAUUCAAUUUGCAAGAUCUGUGAUCAUGGAAGAAAAUGUUGAUCGUCAACAAAAAAGAAAAAUUGUAGAGAAUCGUAAAUUAAUCCAGCGCCGGUCGUCUGCUGAUAUUGGACGUUUCAGUGAUGACACGCUCAGCUAUGCCGUCAACGUACUUUCCCCAAGCCAACACGAUAAGCAACGUAGUAAAAUGGCGUCCGAGAGAAGGAGAGUCGUGAGGGAGGCUACUUCCCGUGAACGAAGUGGAUCUUUUCUGGACGAGGUCCAGUUUGCUAGGUCAGUCGUACUCCCAUCGCAUCAAAUAAGAGAACUCGAUGAGGAUGCAGCAUUUCGACGUGAACUCGUCAAAGAAAGUCAUUGUGGAGCAGGACGUCGCAUGUCAUUCACCGAUGACGUCAUCGCUGCUCAGGAAAUUAUAUCUCCUGAAUGGAGAGUUAGGGCAGAAAGCUUCGAGUCUGAUAGUCGUUCUUUAAAUGAGGUCGAGGGCAAAGCGAGCGGAUCAUGGGGCUCCCUCUAAUAAUUACAGAAAAGUCUGACAAGAAACGUCCUACAUAACACACUUGAUGUGGAAUUCUCCCUGCAAUUUCAUUUUAUGUGGAUCUUCAAAAUUUCAGAUAUCAGCGUAUUUUUUUUCC